AUGUUGUUUGAAGCGAUGGAAGACACGGACCCAGUGGUUUUCCCUUCGACCAAUAAGACAUCUAGGGAAUGUCUACGCAUUAAGGGUCCGGGUGCCAUGACCCACAGCUAUGCACAUCUGACGCAGUGUCCGACCAUUCGCGAGCGCAAGCUGUUGGCGCUUCUGGGGCAUCCGCGUGCUGCAGACAGAUGUAUGUAUGCCCCGCGCAGCAGACAGACGGGCCAUUUCUUGGAUUUCAACCUUCGCCUGCAGACUACGUACAUCAAGUCCAGUUUGGGCUGUGAGGGUUUGUCCCAGAUGGAAAUGAUGAAAGGAUGUUGGAGAGUCAUUUGA
Molecule: messenger RNA, 333 nt
Organism: Durusdinium trenchii
Lineage: Eukaryota; Dinophyceae; Suessiales; Symbiodiniaceae
Source: the annotation of a GenBank genome assembly